Molecule: messenger RNA, 2112 nt
Organism: Doryrhamphus excisus (bluestripe pipefish)
Lineage: Eukaryota; Metazoa; Chordata; Actinopteri; Syngnathiformes; Syngnathidae
Biological process (GO): regulation of DNA-templated transcription
Molecular function (GO): DNA-binding transcription factor activity, RNA polymerase II-specific; RNA polymerase II cis-regulatory region sequence-specific DNA binding
Source: RefSeq, a predicted model, not a curated record
GAAGACGAAAAAGGCGGAAGUCCGCAAAGGAAGACGGUCAAGGCGCCUUGCGGACAAGGUUUCAUCGCGAAAAUACGACCUUAAAAUGCUGCCUACCAAAGACUUUGUAAGGCAGAGACUGAUGGUGGCUGCCGAUGAAAUAUUCGGCAUGUUUGAAGGAACGAUCGCGUCGUACGAGGAGGAACUUACUCGAUUACGGGGGGAGAAUGAGCGGCAACGACAACAACUGGAAGCUGUUAGCAAGAGUCCAAAUGUUGUCCACGUCCAAGGUGUCCAGCAGCCGACUGGUCUCCAAGAAGAACGUCCCACUACCCAGUACUCCCACGUUAAAGACGAGGAGGAUCCCCAACCCCCCCACGUUAAAGAGGAAGAGGAGGAGCUCUGGAUCACUCAGGAGAGGGAGUGUCUUCUAGGCUCGGACGAGGCUGAUCUCUCCAAGCUGCCGCUGACCGUUGUCUCUGUGAAGACCGAAGACCGUGAGGACAAACCACUCGAGUCCUCACGGCUUCAUCACAGUCCGGGUGAGGAGAACAGAGGGGCGGAGCCUCCAGAAGCUGAUGGAGACCACCGUAGAGGAUCACUAGCUGACAACCUCUUAGCUCCGUUAUCAGACAGUGACGAGGAUGAAGACGGGGACGACACCCGAGAAUCCGCGAGCAGCGAUACAGACUGUGACGGUGAUACGAGGACUCGCGCUGGCAACAAACGCUCUGAAUGCUCUAAAAGGAAGACGGGGAAGAAAGAUUUGACCUGCUCGGUUUGCGAUAAAAGCUUUUCUAAAAAGCGCUAUUUGACUCGGCACAUCAGGACGCACACGGGAGAAAAAACCUUUGGUUGUUCAGUUUGCGGUCAAAGAUUCUCUCAGCAGACACACGCGCUCUCGCACAUGAGAACGCACACGGGAGAAAAACCUUUUAGUUGCUCAGUUUGCGGCGACAAAUUUGUGCAGAGUUCCACCUUGACGAGACACAUGAGAACGCACACGGGAGAAAAACCUUUUAGUUGCUCAGUGUGUGGCGACACCUUCGCUCAGAGGAACAGUUUGAAUAGACACAUAAGAACGCACACCGGAGAAAAACCCUUUUGUUGCUCCUUCUGCGGGAAAAACUUUUCCUGCAAGAACAACAUGAACGUGCACGUGAGAACGCACACGGUGGAAAAACCUUUCAGCUGUUCAGUUUGUGGGGAACGGUUCUCCCAAAAGUCAAACAUGGUGAAACAUGUGCGAACGCACACGGGGGAAAAGCCUUUCGCUUGUCCCGUUUGCGGAGAGCGCUUCUCUCAGAAGUCCAACAUGGUGAAGCACAUGCGGACGCACACGGGGGAAAAGCCUUUCACUUGUUCGGUCUGCGGCGAAAGAUUCUCUCAGAAGUCCAACAUGGUGAAACACGCCAGAACGCACACAGAAGAGAAAACAUAUUCCUGUUCUUUUUGCGCCAAGGCCUUCACUCAGCGCGAUACUUUGGUGGAACACAUGCACAAUCACACUGGAUAAGGAAAUGUUUCAUCCUGAUCCAUUACAUUUCAUCCCCAGUUAGCUCCUAAUUAAUCGCCGAUAGAAACACGUUUUCAUCUGUAAUAAUUGGUGGUAAACAAUGCUAUACGCAACUCCAACCAUAACUCCAUCAAAUUGUAUUGAAGGGAUAUCACAUUUGGAAAUGUGGGCCAUUAUUUUGUUCCAAAAAUAUAAUAUACAGUUAGAAAUCCCACCUUUUUUUGCAUGUUUAGUGCAAGUGCCGAUUUGUCCCACUUUGUUGGACAGUCCUUGAACGCACCUUCAGGGCUAAUGUGCAUAUUGGUGUGGUACACCUCUCUGAACAACAAACUCCAGGCUAGUGGAUGCUUUCUCCAUAUUCAUUCUGUUAAUUUGAUGUUGUUCCUGUCAGUUUUACACAAUACGUAGUACACAAGAUCAGUUUAUGGCUAUAAUAUUUUAUGGUUUGCUGAUGUGUUGAAAAUCUUUCCCGGUGACGAGCUAGCACGCUGCUAAUGCUAUUUACACUCAUUCUCCUCCUGAGACACCAAAAAACCCACACUGGAGAAAAACCUUUUUGUUGCUCAGUUUACAGUAGAAGUUGGUAAGAAAAGUAUUGACAGCCCACAGCCCACACA